CCAUCUUGCUGCAGUCAAGACAAAGCCAUGACUGCCUUCAAGCGCAUCUGGACCCAGGAGUUCUGGCGUUGUGUUGGAGCUGAGUUCUUUGCCAUGCUACUCUUUGUCUUAUUCAGUCUUGGGUCAACUAUCAACUGGUCAGCUGUUGAGGAGGACCCCCGUCCACCUGACCUAGUGCUAAUCUCACUCUGUUUUGGCCUAAGUAUUGCCACCAUGGUGCAGUGCUUUGGCCACAUCAGUGGUGCUCAUAUCAACCCGGCAGUAACAGCAGCCAUGGUGGUGACCAGGAAGCUCAGUCUGGCUAAAGCAGUCUUCUACCUGCUGGCCCAAUGUGUAGGAGCCAUAGUCGGAGCAGCCAUUCUGUAUGGCGUCACCCCAGCCUCUGUUAGGGGUGGCAUGGGGGUCACCACGGUAAAUAUGAGCAUAUCUGUGGGACAAGCCCUGGUUGUAGAGCUCUUCAUCACCUUUCAGCUGGUCUUCACUGUGUUUGCUACCUGUAACGAUAAACGUAAUGACCUGAAGGGUUCAUCUGCUUUGGCUAUCGGCCUGUCUGUGUGUAUUGGUCACUUGUUUGCGAUUCCCUACACUGGAGCCAGUAUGAACCCUGCCCGAUCCUUCGGCCCAGCCAUGGUCACAUGGUGCUGGGAAAACCACUGGGUAUACUGGGUGGGUCCAUAUCUGGGUGGGGCUCUGGCUGCAGCCCUGUAUGAAUACCUGUUCUGUCCAGACCCAGAGUUCAAGAAACAUUACUCCGAAGCCUUCAUCAAGAUGCCUUUCACUGCUACCAUACACCGGCAGGAUUCAGUUUCAGCCCAGGAGCCUCUCUUCACUGUCAUGGACGUGGAGAGAGCUGACAGAAAGGAAAGAGAGAGGGAGGGGGAGUUAUCCGGGGAGGCGUUGUCCUCUGUAUGA
Molecule: messenger RNA, 912 nt
Organism: Xiphias gladius (swordfish)
Lineage: Eukaryota; Metazoa; Chordata; Actinopteri; Istiophoriformes; Xiphiidae
Product: aquaporin-4-like
Exons: 4
Coding region: 28-912 (294 amino acids)
Biological process (GO): transmembrane transport
Cellular component (GO): plasma membrane; basolateral plasma membrane
Molecular function (GO): water channel activity
Source: RefSeq, a predicted model, not a curated record